AUGUCAAAAAAAGCACAAGAUCCAGGUUGGGAACAUGCCUAUCCUCCAAUUGAGAAGGAUCGAACUCGAGUGAAGUGUAAGUAUUGUCAAAAUGAGUACAAUGGUGGGAUAAGUAGGUUUAAGAGGCACUUGGCAGGAAUUAGAGGGGAUGUUGCUCCUUGUGCGCAAGUUCCAGAAAAAGUAAAAGAAGAAAUGUCUAAACUUAUUGGAGUGAAGAGACAAAUGAAGGAGCACAAGGAAGAAGCUCUUAAGCAAUUAAGAGGUGAGGUUAAUAUCACUGACAUGGAAGACUAUUCAGAUUAUGAAACAGGAGAAAUACUUUCUAAAAGAAGUUGUGUUGGGUCGAGCAAGAGUACACAGAAAGGACUCAUUGAUAGGUUUUGCAUCCCCACUCCUGAAGAAGCUUUGCGAAGGGGCAAGGAUGUUCAACCCACUAUAAAUGAGAAAUUGAAAGAGAAAGAAAGAGAAAGAACAAUUCAAUACAUUGCUCGGUGGUUUUACGAAGCGGGAAUUCCUUUCAAUGCAGCUAGUCUUGAAAGUUUCAGUUUGAUGCUAGAAGCAAUUGGACAAUAUGGUCGGGGAUUGAAAGCUCCUACACCAUAUGAGCUUAGAGUACCUUUAUUGAAGAAAGAAGUAGAAGAGACAAAAGCAUUCUUGAAAACUCAUAGGGAUUGUUGGGAAGCAAAUGGAUGCUCAAUCAUGACGGACGCGUGGACCGAUAAAAGAGGUCGGAAUUUGAUGAACUUGGUGGUAAAUUGUGAGUUGGGAACUUCUUUUCUUAGAUCAAUUGAUUCUUCUUCGGAGGUUCAUGAUGGUCCUUUUAUAUUUAAGUUGGUUAGUUCUUGUAUUGAUGAGAUUGGAGAGGAAAAUGUGGUUCAAGUCAUCUCCGAUAAUGCAUCAGCGAACAUGGCGGCUGCAAACUUAUUAAGAGCCGAACGUCCUAAUAUCUUUUGGAGUCCAUGUGCCGCUCACUGCAUUGAUCUAAUGCUUGAAGAUAUCGGAAAGUUUCGGCAAGUAAAAAAUACGAUUACUAAGGCAAGAAUGGUGACAGUUUUCUUGUAUGGGCAUACGAUCACGCUCAGCAUGAUGAGGAAGUUCACCCAAAAAAAAGAUUUGGUAAGGACUGGAGUUACUCGUUUUGCUACUGCUUUUCUAAGCUUGCAAAGCAUUAUGUUGAAGAGGAAUGAGCUACGGACGAUGUUCACCUCCAAGGAUUGGGAUGAGUUUGAUGGUGAUAAGGUGCCAUCCAUGGGCUAUGUGUAUGGUGACCUGGAAAAUGCUAAAAAAGAAAUUGCUUUGCACAUGGACAAUGAUGAGAAAAAAUAUCGUCCUGUUUGGAACAUUAUCGACUCAAGAUUUAAUGACAAGCUUAAGACUCCAUUACACAAGGCAGGCUACUUCUUGAAUCCCUUUUUUUACUAUGCCAGAAAAGAUGAAAUUGAUAGCAAUGCAAGUAUCAUGGAUGGUGUGCUUGAGUGUCUAUUGAAAUUUUAUCCAAAUGAUCCAAGUAAGCAAGAUAAGAUACUUGAAGAAUUGCCAUUGUACAAAACUGCUUCGGGAUCAUUUGGGAGGGAAAUUGCGAUAAGACAAAGACAAAAGCCUAAUCUUAAUCCAGCCCAUUGGUGGAGUAUGCAUGGGACGGAUACUCCUUUCCUACGUAUUAUGGCAAUGAAAAUCUUGAGCUUAACCUGUAGCUCCUCAGGCUGUGAAAGAAAUUGGAGCACCUUCGAGAUG
Molecule: messenger RNA, 1734 nt
Organism: Ananas comosus (pineapple)
Lineage: Eukaryota; Viridiplantae; Streptophyta; Magnoliopsida; Poales; Bromeliaceae
Exons: 3
Molecular function (GO): protein dimerization activity; DNA binding
Source: RefSeq, a predicted model, not a curated record